This is a messenger RNA of Salarias fasciatus (jewelled blenny), 1218 nucleotides long. It is a transcript of the gene cln5, whose product is annotated as CLN5 lysosomal BMP synthase. The transcript is spliced from 4 exons. Gene Ontology annotation, biological process: lysosome organization. Gene Ontology annotation, cellular component: lysosome; lysosomal membrane. Gene Ontology annotation, molecular function: hydrolase activity, acting on glycosyl bonds. NCBI's taxonomy places the organism in Eukaryota, Metazoa, Chordata, Actinopteri, Blenniiformes, Blenniidae. The record is from RefSeq and is a predicted model, not a curated record. Bases 55 to 1071 code for a protein of 338 amino acids.
GCGGUCAUGAGGAGGAACUCCUCCUGACUUCGGUCCCCGCUCGGAGCUCUCGCCAUGGUCCAGCUCGGAGGUCUCUCCAUGUCUGUCCCGGGGGUCUUUCUGGUUCUGGAGUUGCUCCUCUUCCUUCAGGUGGUCGCUCCGGUCCAGAGCAGCGCGCGGCAGCAGUGGCCCGUCCCGUACAGGCGGUUCGAUCGCCGGCCGGACGUGGACCCCUACUGUGAGGCUCUGUUCCCGUUCUGCCCCACCGGGGACCGGGACGGCCGGGUUCCCGUCAUGAGGGACGGCGACCUGAUCUCCGUGUACCGGCUGCAGACGCCGGUGUGGGAGUUCAAGUACGGCGACCUGCUGGGGAAGUUGCACAUCAUGCACGACGCCGUGGGCUUCAGCAGCGCCGAGUCGGGGGCCAACUUCACCAUGGAGUGGUACGAGCUGUUCCAGCUGGGGAACUGCACCUUCCCCCACCUCAGGACGCAGCAGCUCGCGCCUUUCUGGUGCAACCAGGGCGCCGCCUGCUUCUUCGACGGCAUCGACGACGCGCACUGGUCGCAGAACGGCACGCUGGAGAAAAUAGGAGAGAUCACAGGCUCGCAGUUCAACGACAUGGCCCGCUGGGUGCAGGACGACAACGAGACCGGGAUCUACUACGAGACGUGGACCGUCCGCUCCGACCCCGGCCCCAACGCCACGGUGUGGUUCGAGUCGUACGACUGCUCGCAGUUCGUCCACCGCACCUACAGGAAGCUGUCGGAGCUGGGAGCCCGGCUGCACAGCCGCUCCCAGACCAACUACACCAAGAUCUACCUGUACAGCGGCGAGCCCGUCUUCCUGGGCAACGACAGCGCCAUAUUCGGACAGCCGGCGCUGAGGAACCUGGCGGAGGACAUCCGCAAGUUCUACCACGCCUUCCGGCCACACCAGUCCUUCACAGACUUGGCCUUCAGCCUGCUGGAGGCCUAUAAGAAGGUGGUGCUGGACCACAACUUCUACCUUUACUACAACUUCGAGUACUGGCACCUCCCCAUGAAAGCUCCCUACGUGCGGAUCACGUACGAGGAGGUGCCGCUGCCUUGACGCCCCGCCGCGCUCUAACACGCUUCGAUUCGUUUGCAAUCCAGAGCUCUUAUUAAAUAUUACUUUACAAAAAGUUUAUUUUUAAGCAAAUUGAAGAGAAACAGACUGGUUUGAGUUUUGCGGCCUUUUCCUUGCAGCUUUUUUUUU